AUGGACCACAACCAAACCAACACAACACCUGGUCCAUUCUACCAGUCUACCAUCAUUCCCAAUCCAUUCCUCAUCCACCGUUACGCAGCAAUGGCUUCCACGUCCGACGACUUUACCAAGCGAAAGCUCUGGGGCGGCCGCUUCACCGGCAAGAACGACCCUCUCCUCUUUGCCUACAACGAGUCGCUCUCCUACGAUAAGCGCAUGCACGCACAGGACAUUCGAGGUUCGCAAGCCUACGCCCGCGCUCUCGUCAAGACGGGCGUUCUCAACGAAGAGGAGAAGGACCAGAUCGUUGCAGGCCUCGAAAAGGUCGGUCAGGAAUGGAAGGAUGGCACGUUCAAGAUCCAAUCCGAUGACGAGGACAUCCAUACGGCCAAUGAGCGACGCCUCACCGAGCUCAUCGGCAGCGUCGGCGGCAAGCUGCACACCGGCAGGUCCAGGAACGAUCAGGUCGCCACCGACAUGCGUCUCUGGCUCAUCGACGAGGUCAAGGAGAUCGAGGGCCACCUCAAGGACUUGAUCCGCGUCAUGAUCGCCCGUGGACGUCAAGAGGUCGACGCUCUCAUGCCCGGCUACACCCACCUUCAGCGUGCCCAGCCCAUCCGAUGGUCGCACCUCCUCCUCUCGCACGCCACCUACUUUGCCUCGGACCUCGCCCGACUGCGUGACCUCAUGCCCCGCAUCUCGGUGCUGCCCCUCGGCUCCGGUCCCUUGGCUGGCAACCCCUUCGCUGGUCUCGACCGCGAUGCCAUUGCCGCCGAUCUCGGAUUCCAGACCGUGGGCCCCAACUCGAUGAACAGCGUUUCCGACCGUGACUUUGUCGUCGAGUACCUCAUGUGGGCCAGCUUGACCGCCAUCCACCUGAGCAAGAUGGCCGAGGAUUUCAUCAUCUACUCGACCUCCGAGUUUGGAUUCAUGCAGCUCAGCGACGCCUACAGCACCGGAUCGUCCAUCAUGCCGCAAAAGAAGAACCCGGACAGCUUGGAGCUGCUGCGAGGCAAGUCCGGUCGUAUCUUUGGUCAAAUGUCGGGCUUCAUGAUGUCGCUCAAAGGCAUUCCCUCGACGUACAACAAGGACUUGCAGGAGGACAAGGAGCCCCUCUUCGAUGCCGUCGACACCACCAAGAACGGCAUCCAAAUCGCUACCGGUGUGCUCUCAACGCUCAACAUCUUCCCGGAAAAGAUGAAGGCGGCGCUAACACCAGAUAUGCUCGCCACCGACCUGGCCGAGUACCUCGUGAGGAAGGGAAUUCCCUUCCGCGAGACCCACCACAUUUCGGGCAGUGCGGUGCGGCUGUCCGAGCAAAAGGGAUGCUUGCUGUCCCAACUCACGCUCGACGACCUGCGAACCUUGUCGGACAAGUUUGACGACGACGUGAUGCAGGUCUGGUCGUUUGAGCAGAGCGUCGAGCGUCGUGACGCCAAGGGAGGCACCUCGAAGCGUGCCGUGCUGGAGCAGUGUGACACGCUCGAAAAGUUGCUCUCUGCUUAG
Molecule: messenger RNA, 1494 nt
Organism: Sporisorium graminicola
Lineage: Eukaryota; Fungi; Basidiomycota; Ustilaginomycetes; Ustilaginales; Ustilaginaceae
Exons: 1
Coding region: 1-1494 (497 amino acids)
Cellular component (GO): cytosol
Molecular function (GO): argininosuccinate lyase activity
Source: RefSeq, a predicted model, not a curated record